Carcharodon carcharias (great white shark) is the source of this 6036-nucleotide messenger RNA. RefSeq names its product probable ATP-dependent RNA helicase DDX60. The transcript is spliced from 37 exons. Gene Ontology annotation, molecular function: nucleic acid binding; ATP binding. The coding region runs from base 1 to 5448 and encodes 1815 amino acids. NCBI's taxonomy places the organism in Eukaryota, Metazoa, Chordata, Chondrichthyes, Lamniformes, Lamnidae. Gene Ontology annotation, cellular component: cytoplasm. The record is from RefSeq and is a predicted model, not a curated record.
AUGGAGGGAGGGGACCCCGCGGGCUACCUGGACGAGGACGCCGGAGCCGACUGGGGGGAGGCAGAGCGUCGUGUUCUGGACCUGGGCGAGGUCGACACGGACAGCCCGGAGGAGGAAGCCGCGGUCCCGUGGAAGUCGGGCGGCACGAAGCGGCGGUUGAGCGACGCCCAAGAGCGGUUCCCCGGGUCCCCGAGCACGGACGGGUCAGGCGAGCGACCUGACGCCCCGCAGACUGGGGGCGAGGGCUCAAAAGUUAGCGAAAAAGUUUCUCCGGGGAGACGGGAAGCCGCCUCUGGUGAAUCAACAGAGCCUCUGAAGAAAUUGCAGCAUUGGCCAAAACAUUUGUCCCAUGCCUGUGCAAAAAGCCAGCAGGUGAGCUUACUCCGUGACUUUGUGGAGUCUGAGUUCUUCAUUAUUGACGGUGACUCUUUAAUGAUGACGUACGUUCAUGAGACGACCCUCGACCCCGAGCAGCACCUGCACUUUUUUUAUCUGGUGGAGAGAUUUUUGUUCGACUUGACUCAAAAAAAGGCAAAGUACGUCAUUACAUUCUUUAAGGACACUGAAUGUAUAUGGAACGAAAGCUGUCUUUACCUCUCAAUACGGACUGCGCUGAUUCUCCACCUUCAGCACAACACCAAGGUCCCAGUCUACACAAACUUCUCCAACUGCUUUGAUCCAAGAUGGCAGAAAUUCUUAGAUAAGAACCACCCAUAUUUUGUUCUGAUCUCCGAUGAAGCUUUUCCUAAUUAUAAAAGGCAUUUUGCCACAGGAAUAUUCCGCAUCUUGAUGUUUCACACAUUGGGGAAUAGAAUAAAUAUUGUCCUGUCAUCUGGAAUGACGCAGGACAUUCUCCGACUAUAUGGGUAUCACACACGCAGCAACCAAAGCAUUAUUUCAGCAUAUAAGGAGCACAAGUCAGAUUUAAAAACUGACCAGGCCCAGCUACUGAAACAAGCACCCAAGGUUCACGGUCGUGUGUUUUGUGCGGCAAAUGCGGAAGAACUGGUGAAGAGAAUGCAGAGUGAGAUUCAUCACAGCUACUUGAAAUUGAAGGAUCUGUGGCCCCAGGGAACAGACGUCAGCAGAAUUGUUUGUGCUGUGUCCUGCUCAGCAGCUUUGAACACUCACGCCUGUGAGAUGGCAGCGGCAAAAACCGCAGCUGGACAAGAUAAAAUGACGAAAAACAAAAAGGGUGAUCCUGAAAAGCUGUCUAUUCGAGCAGCAGCAGACAUGUGCAGAAUGUUCUGCCUUCAUGUUGUCCUUCUACGCAACUUACCUUUGUCCCAGAGAGCGCUCAAAAAGAACGCUCAGUGGACCAAGCCAGCUGGUCGCUUCCUAAUGCUGAGAAGAAUGACGGAGUAUUUUGUACUGAAAAAGCUGGCUGUCACUGAGUGGAAUGUUGACCUGACGUACUUGAGUGACCUGAAUGAUGGGCACCUGCUGGGAACCGUAGCAAAAAUGUGCUCUGAAAUGCCACAUUGUACAGAAUCAGAGCACCAGUUAGGCAGCAAGAUCGGAGGUGAAUAUAGACACAUCUGGGAAACCGUUGCUAAGAUUUCUCCUGAACUUGAUGUGGGACCUGCUUUCCCAGUGACAUGUACCUCAGGGAUAGUCCUACCACCAGCAUUGCCAGAUACGCCCAUGCAGGAAAUUCCAACCAUUGGUUUGAUGCCAAUGACGUCGGCCUUAGCUGAAGAAUUUGUUGGAGAUUUGCUAGAACAAUUGCCACAACUCAGCAGUGAGGACCCUGCACUUGAAUCACUACUUAAGCUGAAAGAGUUUGAUGAGGUCUUACAUUGGCAUUCCAGAAGACUGAUUGUAGAAAGCCAGUUUGAGAGUUUGAAGGAAAUGAGUAUAACUACAAAAGAUCCAAAGGAAAGGACAAAACUGUUACGCCAGAAGCAAAUGCACGUCGUCUUCGAGAGACUUUAUGCAGAAUCCCUGGAAGAAAAGGCUGCAAUAAUAAUAGUCACCAAUAACCCAGCAAAGCAUCAAGCAGGCCCAGGAAAGGGCAACAGCAAGAAAUCAGCAAAGAUCAUUGAAACACAGGAGGAAAAGAGGAUGGAGGAAGAGGAGAAAAAGGCCAGGGAAGCAUGGAACACAUUGCAAGAAUCAAUUAAGAAAGAAAUGAGCCAGGACAUUGACAAAGGAAUGAAAUCUCUGGUGAAGUUUCUGCAGAAUUGUAACAGUGCCAAUGUGAAAGUUAUUGCUGAGAUGGCAGGGAUUGAAUAUUGCUAUAGAGCCUGGGUCAACCACUGUAGAUCUAAAGUGGAACCCCCAAGAGACAUGAAAAUUGCAGUGUUUUUGAUGCAAAGGAUUCAAAAUGUUCUGGACAAACACGAGGAUCAGCUGAACCCUCCAAUACUAAUUAAAUUGGCUCGUUACCUCAAAGACCUGGGAUUCCUGAACCUAAGAGAUACAGUUGUGGAGAUGAUAGAUGCAGAACAGAAAGGAGGGAUGAAAAGGGCACUCACGAACGAUCCCGAGUUUCCAGUCGGUAUAGGAGCAGCUCAAUUCCAGCUGAAAUAUAUGGGUCCUUAUCUAUUCCGGGAGGAAAGGAAAGAUCGUGAUCCGAGGGUCCAACAUUUCAUACCGGAUACUUGGCAGAGAGAGCUACUAGAUGCCGUGGAUAAUAAUGAAUCUGCAGUGAUUGUGGCCCCAACCUCAUCAGGGAAAACCUAUGCAUCAUACUACUGUAUGGAGAAAGUGCUGAGGGCCAGUGAUACAGGCAUUGUGGUAUAUGUUUCACCGACCAAGGCCCUUGUCAAUCAGGUGGUGGCAACCGUCUACGGAAGGUUUACCAAGACAUUGCCCAAUGGAAUGGUGGUGUGUGGAUCCUUCACAAGAGACUACAGGGACCAUGUUCAUGAUUGUCAGGUCCUUGUCACAGUCCCAGCUUGUUUAGAAAUUCUCCUACUGUCUCCUCAUCUACAGGAAUGGGCAAACAGGAUUCAAUAUGUUAUUUUCGAUGAGAUUCACUGUUUGGGCGGAGAAAUUGGUGCAGAGGUCUGGGAGCAUCUCUUGGCACUAAUCCGCUGCCCUUUCCUCGCAUUAUCAGCGACUAUCAGCAAUCCAGAAGACCUGACUCAAUGGCUACAAUCAGUGAAGACCUAUUGGGAGAGAGUGGAAAACAGUUCAGAGGAACCUUCUUCAACAAAAAAAAUCCAGAAAAGCAAAGGAAGACAACAGACUAAACCUUGCAAAGGCAGCCAGGCCUUCAAAGUGAGACUAGUGACCUAUGAGGAACGAUACAAUGACCUUGAAAAAUAUGUGUGUCACUUUGAAAAAAAUGAAUGCAAGUUCAUUCCCUAUCACCCCUGUGCUGCCUUAACUGUGAACCAUAUUAAGGAUUAUGGGAUCCCAUCAGACCUUGCACUUUCACCACCUGAAUGUCUCAGACUCUAUGACACUAUGGCAUUGGUGUUCCCCGAGUGGCCCAGGGCAAAGGAACUUCACCCUGAGGAGCACAGAUCCUUCAAGAAUAAAGUCAUUAUCAGGAAGAGUGAUGUGAGAGAAUAUGAAGCUGAGCUGAAGGGAGAAUUUGCAGGAUGGGUUGAAACAGGACUGAAGAACAAGGUUGAGGAUGUACUGCUUUUGCUGAAGCCGAGAACUGAAGGGACAUUUGGGAAAAAUAAUACUAAUUUCCCACUUCUGGUUGAAACGCUUCGGAAGAUGGAUUUGUUACCUGCUUUAUUUUUCACGUUUGACAUAUCAAAGGUUGAACAGUUUGCUGAUGAGCUGCUAGAAUAUCUUAAAGCAAAACUGGAAAGCAAAAGAAAGCCAGAUGAUGCAAAAACAAAGCUACAGAUAAAAAAAAAACAACAGAAGCUGUCAAAACGCUUGGAAAAAGAAGAAACUUUGACGAAACCCACCAGGAAGCAAUCUGAACAGCUGACGCUAUGCAGAACUGAAAAGGACAUGUUAGACAAGAAAUCCAUGAAAUUUGAUGAGCUCCCUCUAGACUGCACUUUUGCACAGAUGUCAGCAACAGAUCAAAAGUUCAUGGACAACGUCCUCUUCCGCAUGCGCAGAGCACACAUUUCUAGCCACUAUCAGGAAAUGCUGCAGCGAGGCAUUGGCUGCCAUCAUGCCUCCCUGAAUCGCCGUAUCAGACAAGCUGUGGAGAUGCUAUUCAGGCGUGGCUUUGUCAAGGUGGUUAGUGCUACAUCGACACUUGCUUUGGGAAUCAACAUGCCAUGCAAGACUGUUGUCUUCGUUAAUGAUUCAGUGCACCUGGAUUCUCUCAGUUACAGACAGAUGUCGGGAAGAGCUGGGCGUCGGGGAAUGGAUAAUAUUGGGAAGGUGAUUUUCCUGAAUGUGCCUUUACCGAAAGUGCAGAGACUGAUAAAAGCCAAUGUCCCUCAACUGAAGGGCCAGUUCCCCCUGAGUAUAACCUUUGUGCUCCGCCUCAUGCUGCUAACAGCUAGAGCAGAUGACAAGGCUGAUGCCAAGGCCAAGGCGCUGUCAGUUCUACAACAUUCCAUGAUGACCUUCAAUCAUCCUAGAAAGCAAAACAUUGUCAAAUUCUACUUCCUGUUCUCCCUGCAGUUUCUGCUCAGAGAGGGCUAUCUAGAUCAAAAGGGUCAGCCCCAAGGAUUCGCAGGCCUGGUGAUGCACAUACAUUAUCAUGAGCCGGCCAACUUCGUUUUCAUCCGCUUCCUGACUGAGGGGCUAUUGCACAAAAUCUGUCAGCCUCUGAAAGCAGGUUCAAAGGUGUUUUCUGAAGAUGUGAUGGAGAAAUUAGUUCUCAUUCUGGCAAACUUAUUUGGAAGGAGACAUCUUCCACCAUGCUUGAAGGAAGGGGAUCUUAAGUUUGACCAGUCCAAGGUAUUUCUCGAUGAACUUCCCCAUGAGUUUGCAGCCUCUGUUCAGGAAUACAACAAGGCCGCACUCCAGAUCUUUGGGAAUUUUUUCCUCUCCAUCGCUAAUCAAGCCAACUUGAAAGAAGAGUGUGAGCUGCCUCACUCGGGCACAGCGUUUGAGGGUCCUCAGCUACCUGAAGCCACUGACUUCACCUCGGAGCUAGCCAAAGUCUUGAGCUGUCUGACGACAUCAGUGUCACCAUUCGCCUGCUUGUCUGGACACAGUGAUCAUGACCUGUUUAAGCUGGGUGACAUUGAUCCAAUUAUUUUCCGCACACUUGGAAUUCAUUCGAACAACAUCCCUGUUCUGCACUUGAAGUGCUACGACAGGCAGGGCAGGCAGAUGCCUCUUAAUGCCUACGCGCUCGAUUUCUACAAGCAUGGCUGUUUGGAUGCUUUACACUCUGAUAAUAGGUUAAAUAGAGGAGAAGCCUUCAAUCUGAUCAAAGAUUUCAUGUUGGUAAUUUCUGCAAUCAGCACCUCUCUCACCGAGCUGUGCAUUAAGGAAGAUGACCUUGUUGCUUUAGCAUUUCAGCAACUGCAAGAGAGCUACACAAGCAAGUUCCAGCAGGUUUGGAGCUAAUAUCACUGAUAUAACAAGUUGGACCACUGUACCUGCCUGUGUAUCGACAAUCACUGCUAAAGGAUAGUUCAUUGCUUUUGGGUAUUUCGAUGAUGUAUUAAGAUGCUGUGUUUCUUUUUUUUUUUCAUGCUAUGCCCAAACAAAAUUUACUUUGAAGAGAACAUUAGUCCUCUUUCAAAUAUUUAUAAUGCAUACUUUACCCAUCACUGAUAUCAGUAUUUUAUUUCAUUUAAAUUCCCCAGCUGCUGUGAUGGGAUUUGAACGCAAACCUUCAGGUUAUUAAUCAGGGUCCCCUGCAUUACUAGCCCCAGUAACAUAGCCACUAUCCACAACUGUACUCCUUGCCUGCAUGCUUGCAUGUUUUUACCAUUAACCAUUCAGCAGCGUUUUAUAAACAAUGGAAAGAUUGUACCAUCAUUCAGAGAGGGAGGAUCCAUAUAAUAAGCCUUGCAUUUAGAUAUGAUGCUUAACAGAAGCUCUCCAAUAUCAAUAAAUCUUGUGGAAGGAAUUUUGAAGAAUCAAAACCUUCGUUUUAAUAUUUUCUUGGUGUUUGUAUCAUUGAUUAUCAGAAUAAAAUACUUUCCAUUA